AAACAAGAAGAAGUAGAAGAAGAAGAAGUAAACGGUUGUGCUGUUUAGUAGCUUAGCCCGAAUGUGCCUCCAAAUGUGCUAGAAAUGUGAGGUUCACCGAGUUUGGUCCACGCUCUCUGCUUUGAAUGUCACUGCCCGCGCACCAUGGCGGACUGUCGGUGGCUUUCGGACGCUGACAUCUCCGCUGAAGAGGACGGGUGCUGCUCUUUCUGCUGCUCUUGUUAUUGUAGCGAGCGCUAGCGUUAGCGCGAUUAGCCAGCGCUGCUGUUUUCACUCCAGCAAAACAGAUGUUGAUUCAUUGCUGCGGCCACCAAACCGCAAAAACCGCUCGCAGGGAUAAACAGAUGACCUGAGCAAUGUCUAAGUUACAUUUCUCGAGAAAGUAGGCAACGGGACCAAGGCAGUUUUAAGGCAAGGUUGUAGUGCACGAUAUGCUAACGUUAUUCGAAAAGUAAAAUUGAGAAGAUGGUAAAAGUGGUACUCGCUAAGGUUAGGUAACACACCUAACGUUGCCUGCAGACGUGCUUCAUCGUUGAGCCGGCUGGUUAGAGCUGUCUACAUGGUCUGAGAUGGAGCAGCAACUAAACAGUGACACGGCUCUCGAGUUCCUCGGCGCAUCUGUCUGAGUUGUACCCGCGGAGGGGAAAUCAUGUCUUGCAAAGCCGCAUCCAAGGACAAGAAGUCGAGCUUCAGCAAGAAGCUGUUCAGGCGAGGCUCUGUGCGCUCUGUGGGUAGUUUUAUGAGCAAAUUCUUGCGGACACUGACCGCCUUGUCACACUUUGGGUCUGAAGUACAAACCGAGGACGACAAAGAUGAUGGAGGAUUUUCCACUUUCAAGUCUGGAAGCAAAGAUGUGCCCAUGGAGGACGGGGACCUGGGGGCCUUCCUGUCCGGGGACAGGAUCCCUGGGGUGUCGGGUCUGAAAAACCACGGCAACACCUGCUUCAUGAAUGCAAUUCUGCAGUGCCUCAGUAACACCGAACUCUUUGCCGAGUACCUGGUGCUGGAGCAGUACAAGGGCGAGGAGCUGGAAGAGGACAAACCCAAGACGAAUGGCGUGCAUCUGCAGAAGAAGGGUCCUCUGGAAAAGGGAGAGGUCACGGAGCAGCUGUCGGGACUUGUGCGGGCUUUAUGGACGUUUGAGUAUACCCCCCAGCAUAGUCGGGACUUUAAGAACGCUGUGUCCAAAAACGCCAUACAGUUCAAAGGGAACGCUCAGCACGAUGCUCAAGAGUUUCUGCUGUGGCUGCUGGACAGAGUGCACGAGGACCUCAACACAGUGAACCCCAACAGCAGGCCUGCUCUGAAGCCGCCUAUUGAAGAAGACGACCAGAGCAUAGAGGGGCCGUCUCCGCCCCUCUCAGCUGGGUCCUUUGUGCAAGAACUAUUUCAGGCUCAGUACAGGUCUUCCCUUACCUGCCCACAUUGCCAAAAGCAGAGCAACACGUUUGAUCCCUUUCUCUGUAUUUCCCUACCAAUCCCUCUGCCACACACACGGCCCCUGUAUGUGACAGUGGUGUAUCAGGGGAAGUACUCUCACUGUAUGAGGAUUGGAGUUGCUGUUCCGCUCAACAGCACCGUCUAUCGCCUCAGAGAUGCUGUGUCACGUGAGACCAAGAUCCCAAUGGACCAGUUUGUGUUGACGGAAAUGUACUAUGAUGGCUUUCACCGGUCGUUUUGUGACGACGAUGAUGAUCUUGACAUCAUUCAAGAGAGCGAUUCCAUCUUUGCCUUUGAGACACCAGAGACCUUCAAACUGGAAAACAUACGCACAAAAAGAGGAAGUCUUCUGGCAAACCUGAAUCAUAACAACUUGAAGUACGGAACAGAAAUCGGCAGGACUCCAUCUUUCAUGCAGGGGGCCAUGACGCCCGUAACAGCAUCACCCAAUAAAAACCUGGGGCCGGAAAAAAUCAUCCUUUUGGUGUGUAACAGAGCCUGUACUGGCCACCAAGGAAAGAGGUUUGGCCUUCCUUUUGUACUGUACAUGGAGCGCACUGUGACCUGGGACGCUCUACAAAAAGAGAUCCUGGAGAAAAUGCGUCACCUUUUGAGACCUGGGGUCUACAUUCAGGUCGGACCUUUCAGUCUUCGUGUGGUCGGCGUUGUUGGCAUCACCUACCUCCUUCCCCAAGAUGAGCGACCACUGUGUCAUCCAACCGUUGAAAGAGCGUACAAGUCCUGUGGACAAGGGGGACCGCCACAUGUGAAGAUUGUGGUGGAGUGGGACAAAGAGACCAAGGACUAUCUGUUUGGACACACCGAGGAGGAGUACAUUCCAGAUGCUGAGAGCGUCUAUCUGCACAGAGAACAACAUCAUCAGCCGCAGGCCUGCACCCUUGCCCAGUGCUUUCAACUCUACACUAAGGAAGAGCAGCUGGCCCCGGACGACGCUUGGCGCUGCCCCCACUGCAAGCAGCUGCAGCAGGGCCGCAUUAAGCUCAGCCUGUGGACGCUGCCGGAUGUACUCAUACUGCAUCUCAAGAGGUUCAGACAGGAGGGCGACCGGAGGGUCAAGAUGCAGAACAUGGUGAGGUUCCCGCUGAUGGGGAUGGACAUGGCUCCUCACGUGGUCAAGAGAAGCCAAAGCAGUUGGAGUUUACCUUCCCACUGGUCGCCAUGGAGACGGUCCUACGGCCUGGGAAGAAAUCCCGAUGACUACCUGUACGACCUGUAUGCUGUCUGCAACCACCAUGGGAGCAUGCACGGAGGACACUACACCGCCUACUGCAAAAACUCCAUUGAUGGUCAGUGGUACUGCUUCGAUGACAGUGAGGUUUCACAUGUCGCUGAUGAUGAUGUGUGUCAGCAGACCGCCUACAUACUCUUCUAUCAGAGGAGGACGGCUAUUCCCUCCUGGUCGGCUAACAGCUCUGUUGCUGGAUCCACUAGUUCAUCCUUGUGUGACCACUGGGUCAACAGGCUGCCUGGCAGCAGGCCUGCUAGCUUGGCCUCUGGAGCCUCGUCAAGGCGCACCUCUCUGGCUUCACUGGCUGAGUCAGUCGAGUUUCCAGUAGAACGUAGUGAAGAUGACGGAGGAUUCUCCGUCCGCCCUUUUGUGAGAAGCAUUCAGCGUCAGAGCUUGUCCUCCAGAUCGUCCAUAGCUAGCCCCCUGGCCUUCAGUGACAGUGGGAUAAAGCCUUCCUGGUCUCUCUCUGCCAAGCUGCACAUGAGAUCCAACUCCCCCUCACGGUUCUCCCUGGACUCUCGAUGUUCCCCUCCUCUAGAGAGGAUAGGAGAGGCAUGCGAUGACAAGGUUUCCACGUCCUGUUUUGGCAGCUACAGUAGACACGAACGAUACUUCGGCAGCAGGACUCCCUCGUCUGCGAUGGAGAGCAGCUUCAGUGACCAGGACAACAACAAAAGGUUCUUAGACAUGAUGUACUGCAGGGCUCCCACCCCAGUGGAGAAGAAGAGCGCCAAAAACGAGCCAACUGAAAACAACAACCAGAUUACAGCUGUAGACCAAAACGUACUCCCCACCCAAGCUACUCCUUCCAAAGAACAGAAGCGUAAAAGUAGUAUUGGAGGAUUCGGCCUGAAGACGGAAAGCACAGGUUCCACGAAGAAUUCCAGCAAAGCGGAGCAAGAGAAAACCUCCAAAAAACGAUUGUGCGCAACCCACAAGUCCGAGACGUCUUCCAGUACACCCGUGAAAGGCAAAAAGCCGAGCAAUACUAAAGAGAAGAGUGUAAAUGCUAAGAAGAGCACCUCAACGCCCAGUGGGACUCCCUCCAAAACAAAGGAGUCCACUCAACCUCUAGAGGCGACGCCACAACAUAAGCCAUGUGUCCGCUCCACUCCUCAGUCCUCGGCUUCUCCCUCGCCGACCUCGAAGAAGAAUUCCAGCGUCACUGAGAAAAGCACGGUAAGCAGCCGGAAGCGCCUGGUGGAAAGGAGCUACAGCCGAGAUUCUAUGCACACAAGCCCUCUGGUCGACAACCUGCGAGGCAGCUCAGCGGCUCGCUCUUCGCUUUCCAAGGGUGGAGAAAGCAACCGGCCCGAGAGGAGAUCCGUGAGGAGCUCCAGCAGCAGCUCUUCCGUCACUAGUCUGCGCUCACCCAGCGUGUCCACCAGGGACCUGCAGCGGAGCAGCAAAUCCGAGGAGAAGGGGUUGUCGUUCUUCAAGAGCGCCCUCCGACAAAGGGAAAGCCGCCGGUCGGCUGAUCUAGGAAAAAGCACCAUGCUUACCAAAAAGGCCUCCGAGAGGACAUGCAAGCAGAACGGACAAGCCAAGGAGCCGGCUGGGGAUAAUGGAAAGACGGGAGAGGCGGGUUCUUCGCAGACAUCUGUAGAAAGCAAUGGAGGCGAAACAAAGUCAGAGACAAAGGAGUCUUCCAAGCCCCCCAGCUCUCUCAGUCGCACUCUAUUAGGAAAGUCCAAGUCUUCCACUUCUGAAGUAAGUUGCAAGUCUCCUUCGAACGGGAAGAAGCCCCUCGAAAGAAUGACAUCUUCCCGAAAGCUGUCAUCUAGCAUGCAAUCUCCUGCACGAACAACACAGAGGCCUCAAUAAUACAUCGAUAGUAGUUAUAUUAAACAGACGUAAUGCAGCUAAUUUCUUUGUGCCUGAGUUUCAGUGAGCACCAGAUGUAUUCGAGACCGUUUUUUUGAUGUUAUGGUUUUGUUCACUGGCGUUAGAUGCUUAUAUUGGUAGCGACAUCAUCUAUACCUAUAGUGGCACAAAAUACUUGUGUAGUAUACUGUCAAUUUUGGUACAGUUACAGUAGAGAAUUUUCUUACCUAUUAAACCUUUAGGUAGGGUUUAGGUGUAAUUUUAAAGUAAAGAAAUGUGGUGGAGGAUUGUUCAACUACAGCUCAACUUCCAAUUUCCUCCUGGAAUCCAACUUGAUUUAAAAUGCAGCAAGUUGUACAUUAAAGAUUAAGGGUCUAAGAAACAUUCACCCAGUAUACACCAACAAUGCCUUGUCUUCUAGAGAAGCCUUUUAACUGAUCUGGUUAACAUGAAAACAAGCUGCCUGGUUAAACGAAAUCCCUCCGUUAUUCUACAGGCGUUUAAAACCGCAAAGCAAACGAAACCAUAACAUCAAAAACAGCCUCUUCCUAACGCUGAAACGACGCAGAUGAUUUCACACACACGCAAAGGAGUUUCAUUCCGAGAUAUUUCUGUAUUCAUUUUCAUUAUUUUAAGCCUAGCAGUUUAACCUUCGUUUUUCAAACACUUUCCUGUUCACUUUCUGUGCUGGUUCAAUAAGGGUCUUAUGAGGAUUCGGGGUAAAAGAUACGAGCGCGUAUAGUAAAUCAACAAGCAACUUCACGUUUUACGUCUUGAGCUGAUAUGUAGCAGCAGGAACAAACUAGUCUUUAUGGUAAAUAUUAAAAGAGUAGUUGGGAAAUGCAUAAAAGGUGGCAGGGGCUGGACCAAAACAGAAAAGAACGAGAAACGAUUCUAGUCGGCCUACAAAAUUGAGAAAGAUUUCCAAUAUUUUAAAAGUUUAUUUUUUUUAAUACUAGUACUUUUUGAAAGAAAUGUAUUUUAUUAACUGUUUAUUGAAUUUAAGUACAUUUUCCUUAAAAUGGUGGCGUUUUUUGGAAUGAAACCCUUUAAAAUCAAAGUAUAUAAAUAUAUGUAGAUGUGUCUGUACAGAUAUUGACAGAAAGUAUACGGUAUAUAACCCAUUUUUUUUUUCUCCUCUCCAUAAGCAAGAUGAAAAUAAUCUUAAGCGCCUUCUAAUGCUGUACAUGGAAACAAGUAAUUGCCUUUGGCAAAAUAGUAGUCGUCUACUGUAUGCAUCACUGAGUAGGAAUGUCGGUUCGCUCGCACUUUGUAUAGAUAAAGUACUAAGAUAACGAUCGUGUAAUUCUUGUAAUAAUUUCAAGACAUAUCGAAAAGUAGAUUCAACAGGCCUUAGACUUGAAAUGGUAAAAGGGUACAUUCAUCUCAAUGUUUCAGGGGUCAUUUUCCAGUAAGAAGUCACUCCUUUAUUACUCCUGGUGCUUUAACAGGCCACUGCUCCACUGGCACUGAUGUUUCUUAAACGAACAUACCUAAAUAACCACGUUCAGAACUGUGACCACGCACUUCACUGAACUAGAACCCUGUUGGCAGUGUUUAUCAAAACCUGUGGUACCUCAUUGGAGAACACUAUACUUUGCCAUUUUUUUUUUCUCCUUCAUCAGAGCAAAUCAGAAUAUUCACAAUGAGCCAUUCGUUUGAUCUCAGAACCACAUUUAUACCGUCGUGCAGCAGUUGCUGUCCGGUCACGGAUCAUGUAUGUUGAGCUGUCAGAAUCUGCAUGGUACAUUCAUUUUGCAGUACAAACAAUAGAAGCGUUGGCCAAAUAAUAUCCCUGCACUUAUCACGAGGCUCGUCUCGAACGACCGCACGUAUCAUCGAAUGACUUUCCCACCCGCGAUGGCAAUACUCAUAGAUUAGAUACCAGCAUAGUAUACGUUUUCAAUGAAUGAAUGUGGUUAAAAUCAAAUUGUAGAGUAGUUUUUACUUCCGACGUUGGCAUGAUCCUCGAGUUUUUUCGAUCUACAGUGUUUCUUUUCUUAUUUUUCUGUCGUAUUUAUCAGGUUUACAGUGGUUCUCAGAUGGUUUCAGAGGAAACGCCACUCGAUUUUAAACAACUGUGUGUUAUUUAAAGGCCUGGGCGAGACUGGAGCGCCUCGGAGCUCAGUGUGUUUACAGCAAAACGGCUCUGAUUGGUUGCAGGACUAUCAAAGUGCACGCAGAGGGAUUUUUCUUCUCUGCAUCGGUUCAAACACAUCCCAUAGUUGAAUCCAAAUGGUGCGUCACCGGGCUACAGCGGGCUAUUACUGUGACACAACUUCCAACUCCACAUGGCAUCGUUCUGUCUGCAGCGGCAGGAAAAAGUUUAGACAAACAGCAUCCUCGUGAUAAUAAUUGUCUUUAUUGAACAAAACCGUUAAAUAUUUACAGUUUUGGUGGAUAAAGUAUGCAAACCCUUAUUCAGUAACCUCUGAAAAUGGAACGACACAUUUUUAUGGAGUCUUCUAUGGCUUCCCAAUCUGCUGCAAACCUUUCCUUUUAUGUACGGAGAUACUGUCGCAGGCCAUAGAAAUAACACACGGCCGUUUAAAAUGUGGUGGCGCUCCUGUAGCUGCUCUUUUCUACUUAACAUUGUGACCUAUCAGGAAUACGUGCAUGGCACUUUGGAUCAAAGCAGGACAGUUUUAUGUAAAUUUGGCUUCUUUUCCUUUUUUUUUUUUUUUUCUUCUUUCUUUUUUUACGCCUGUUUUGAAGCCUGUAAUUAAGACGUAGCGGGGUGUUUCUGGAGCUGGAUCGUACCAUCACACGUCUGUGUCAUCUAAACGACAAACAGCUGAUUGGGUCAUCCAUCCGUUCCCGUAGCCAGGCGUUAGGAUGCCUUGUCACUUUACGUUUCAUAUCGGAAACAUGGGUCAGUUAGAAAUGUGAGUCAAACUAUAUAUACAUCGUUUGUAAUAUAUGAACACGAAUCAUAAUUUGAGGGUACCUUAUCUCCAACGGAACAUUUUCAUUUUAAAACUGUAAAACACUAUUUUGUUUCUUUAACCACCACAUUGCAGAAACUAUUAUUAGGUUUCUACAACACAUAGUUAGAUGAGACGUUGUAGUUUAGCAGAUUAAGAUGGAGCCUAAAACUAUAACUGAAGAGUACUACAGAGUCAAACCUACUGUAGUACUUUUUCACUCUUUUCAUUUUCUUAUUAGCGUAUUAGCUUUUUACAUGGCUCAGACACACGUAAUGAAACAACGCGUGGCGUUCAGUUUAAGAGAAAUCUUCCGUUUUCCCUCCGGCUUUCUCCACUGCAGUUAUCGUCUGUAUUUCGUUGUGAACCUGUUGUUAAUGUACAAAUCCGAGAAUGACUAAGGAAUGCAGUAUUGCAUGUAAACGCUAAUGCAUGUCUUUUAUUAUCUAUGCAAGAAUCUGCAGCUGUGUCGAGUAGAAAACCAAGCAUGGCUGGUAUAUUCCAUCUCUUCCUUUGCACACCAUCCCCACAUUUAGAGACUAAAACACGGAACAUUUCAUCCGCACUUAAAAGAAUUAAAAACAAAAAAAAUACAUAUAUAUAUCUCGCCUAUAUAAAGUCUAUUUAAUGACAUCAUGGCUUUUAGCAUUCUACCAUUUAAAGUUUUCUCUCACUUGGUUUUCUUGAAUUUUUUUCCAUCUGUGCUCUCUGGGUGCUCCCGCCACAAAAACCGGUGGGUUAUUGUCCUUGUUGUUUGAUAUUUCCUGUUGUACACCAGCAGAGGCAACACUAUGGAUGCGAUAAUCUCUAUGUGGUUACUAAGUAGACUCAUCGUGUGUGUAUGUGUUGUGGUAAAAAGCCUUCCAUUAGUUCAGUUAAGUCCUAACAGGUUGGGAAACCCUGUUGCCAUGUUCUCGACCGCAUCCGAGAUGUGAUCAGUCAAUAUAGAAACUCAAAUAUGUAUAUGUAGCUAAACGCAAUAAAGAAAUAUUUAUAGUUUUAUAAUAGAGUGUGUAUUGACGUUCAAAUUUUCAGUUUUGUAACGUUUACGCCACGUCAAUCAUUAUGUGAUUUUUUUUUCUUUUCCAAACUGGCAGUUUAACAACAACCAAUAACUUCUGGUGUUUUAAAGCUCUUGACUGGUGAAGUGGGUGUAAAACAUUAAUGGCUGUAGUUGUUAAAAUGCAUAAAAGUCACCCCUGCAUUUAAGCUUAGAGAAUCCCGCCUUGAGUUAUUGUCGCAGCGCCUCUUGUUUGCCGUUGUCCACCGAGUCACAGAAAAGGUUUUCCGAGGUAACAAUGAAAAUGAAUACUACACCCAACAGGCUGGAGUACAUUUUACCACCGAAUUAAAGUCGCAGUUAAAGUGAAUUACUAAAACCCCGCGCUCGAGCCACAGAUUUAACGUUCUGCAGAUACUAUAGUGCUUCAGUAAUAGAGCUGCGCGGACUUAAGUGGUGUCCUUAAUAUGUCUUUAAGAUGCCUUCGAGGGCUUUUUUUCAAAUGUAAACACUACAAAUACUGAAACUUCCCAGAAGCCUUAAGCGGAACAAAUUGUAACGGUUAGUUUGUUUCUUCACAUGAUACAGAAACUAAGAAGCAGUAUAUAAUGAAUGAAUGUCUUGAGUCUCAUUUUUAUUUUUUAAGCUAUCAGAAAAGAAAACACUACAGUGCUUAAUACGCAUUUCUCAUUUCUUUUACAUUUUGUAUGAACAUUUUUGUAAAAUACGGUAUGUUGCAUUUAUUGAGAUUUCUUUCUACUGUGCUCUCAUUGUGCCGAGUUUGAUGAGGUGUCAUUUUAUUUUGUCACUAAAGCCUCUGUUCCAGUGUACGCCUGCUCACUUUUGUUUUUAUUGGUUUUUGUACGACUGUAUCGACAUUCAGUAGUUUCUCGUUCAUUAGUCUGUCAGAAUCUUUCAUGUUAAUUUAUUUGUUUCUUUUUUUAUCAUCAUGUAUGCACUUUUAUUAUUUUUAUUUUUUUCUUCUUCUAAAGGACAAAUGUGUAUAUACUUUGUUGGUUUACCCAUGCAAGUACAAAAAGAAAAAUCUGAUUAAAAACAUAGAAACUGUU
Mugil cephalus (flathead mullet) is the source of this 9507-nucleotide messenger RNA. It is a transcript of the gene usp31, whose product is annotated as ubiquitin specific peptidase 31. Gene Ontology annotation, molecular function: cysteine-type deubiquitinase activity. Gene Ontology annotation, biological process: protein deubiquitination. The transcript is spliced from 16 exons. NCBI's taxonomy places the organism in Eukaryota, Metazoa, Chordata, Actinopteri, Mugiliformes, Mugilidae. The record is from RefSeq and is a predicted model, not a curated record. Bases 650 to 4513 code for a protein of 1287 amino acids.